Messenger RNA from Fibroporia radiculosa, 666 nucleotides. RefSeq lists its product as uncharacterized. Lineage: Eukaryota; Fungi; Basidiomycota; Agaricomycetes; Polyporales; Fibroporiaceae. The record is from RefSeq and is a predicted model, not a curated record. The transcript has 3 exons. Bases 1 to 666 code for a protein of 221 amino acids.
AUGCUCCCCAUUAUUUUAUCCAUCAUCACCGUCGCGAUCUCCGUUUGCUAUGCGGAGAACAUGAACAACCGCCAAAGCGCAGACCCAUGUGCCGGUGUCAUAGGACCCGGCCUUCCUACAUCACCUUACAACUUCACCCUCUCCGCGGUGAAUCGAACAUCUCCAGUUGCAAAUUUUACUGGAGAGCCCCUCGUCCUAGCCCCAUUUAUCGCCAAUUCCAAUGAGAGCGUCGUCGAAGCUAGUCCGGCAGUCCUUGCAACGUUCAAAUCGUUCUCUGAUUAUGUGUUCCCCGGGCCUUCUAUGUCUCUCGAAGAUGGUGGACUAUAUCCUAUUUCAAACAAGACUUCCACGACGGCUUCUAGCCAAAACGUUACGGAAGGUGGAGAGCUCAAUUUCAUUGUUACAUUCCCUAUUGGGCCUCCUCUUCAGGCCAGAGAGAUUUAUUGUCUCCAACCAUCCCUAGACUCUUCAGCCAGCGGUAGUGGAGUAGCACCGCCAUACCCACUCUUAGCUGUGUAUGGUGAUGUCGGCAAUUUCUCAUUGUGUACGGCGACGUCGGCCGAGGCGACUAACAACGUUAUCUACAAACCCGUGGCAAAUAGCUCAACUUAUUAUUACGACACAUGUUAUCCAGUUUUCUUGCAGGUCCUCUACAAUACCGGCUGA